This is a messenger RNA of Aspergillus affinis, 2154 nucleotides long. RefSeq lists its product as uncharacterized. The coding region runs from base 1 to 2154 and encodes 717 amino acids. The transcript is spliced from 6 exons. The record is from RefSeq and is a predicted model, not a curated record. NCBI's taxonomy places the organism in Eukaryota, Fungi, Ascomycota, Eurotiomycetes, Eurotiales, Aspergillaceae.
AUGGAAGGAGCCUACCUGUCUAUUGCCGCGCAGCUAAUCAGCCCACCUAAGGGUUAUAGCUGCGCCUACUGUGGGCAAUUCUUCGAGGUAACCUGCGCGGACGUCCAAAUCGAUCUAAAGGCAGAGGAAACAGUCUCUCUAAAAACCCCUGCCGCUAUUAUCCGGGCCCGGGUCGAGCAGGCUUUGCAGGAGGGCCAGGCCGCUGCGGAACGGGCCGAUGGCCAGGUACUGACAAUUGACCCGCAUCCGACUGCCGUCUCUCCCUGGCUGGAGCUAACCCGCUGGCCCCAAUACCUCCAAGGGCAGGAUCUGACCGCAGUAGCUCUGCUAGGCGAUCUGCCUGAUACGACUGAGCCCUUGCUCGAGCAGUUUACCGCUAGCGUCCAGCGACUGAUGAUGAGCGAUAGCUCUCCUAGCGCCGCAAGCCAUAGCAGGCUCCAACAACUGAUCGAUCAGGCCUACCACGCGAUCAAGGAGGGCCGGAUCAACGAAUUCGACCAGAUUCAGAUCAAUACCUUCUUCCGCCGACCGGGGAUCUGGAACCGGCCGAUCCAGAUCCAUCUCCGGCCAGCUACCUACCGCCGGUACUGCCAGGUCUGGCAGCGCCUAGUCUGUUUUGCCCAUCGUAGCAGCCGGACUGAUCAGCCGAUUGCGCUCCGCCACCAGCUGAAUACUGCCCAGUUUGCCGCGCUUGAUCAGAUGGAGAUCUACGGCCAGCAACUAGUUGAUCUACCGAGCCAGGAACAAGAUCUAGAACCGUCGCAGCGCGCCAAUGAGCAGAAGCAGGCCGAGGAACUGCUGAUAAGGCGGGACCUCUUUGAAAGUACCCUAGUCGGGUUUCUCGCGGUUUUAGGGAUUGAUACGAAGCAGCAGACCUUCUUAAAACCCUACAGCUACACCAGCUAUCUGUCCGGACUGGUUAAAAUGGCUCAGAUGCUGGUUGCUCUGCAGGCAGUCUAUCAAGCAGAGGCUGGCCGGGUAACCCAUCCGGCCGACGCCCUGGAUGAGAUGCGGGAGCGGUUUUUAAUCUUCGGGGUCCGCGCCCCGUUCGGCUGGAUUACCCGACUCCGGGCCUACGGGAAGAAGGUCCAGAACAGUACCACCGGCAUGGGUUAUAUUUACUGGAGCGACGAUGAUCAGACGCUCAGCUACAAAGAGCUACAGCUUAGUAUGUCGGGAUUCUGGCAGUUUAUCGCAAAGCAAGUCCAGUUGGCCCAGAUUCAGCUAGAGGGGCUUUUUCUGCUGCACGACGAGGAAAUACGCGAGACGAUCCGGGGAUGGAACUUUCUCAAGGAUCCCCGAACGCGGGCAGCGUUAUCGACUACUGGCGAACGGUGGCUGCUCGACCGAGUCCUUGAGACAAGCUGGCUGCGGGAUGAAUUCCUCGAACUGCGCCGGAUCGGUCAAGAAGAUCAUGUUCUCUGGCGGGAGAGAAUCGUGACCCGUUACCAGCAGAAUAUCGAGAAGUUUCUCGAGCGGCUUCUUCUGCUCGUCCAUAUGACUGGCGGCCAACCGGACCGGGCAACUGAGCUGCUUAGCCUCUGCCAUAGCAAUACCAAACAUGGCCGCCAUCGGAGUAUCUUUAUCGAACAUGGACUGGUCAGUACGGUUACCAGCUACCACAAAGGCUAUUCGAUCAAUAAUACUACCAAGAUCAUCCAUCGUUAUCUCCCGAAGGCGGUCAGUGAGCUCGUGGUCUACUAUCUCUGGCUAGUCCUCCCCUUUAGCCAGGCGCUCGAGCGGCUCGUCCGGAACCACCGCCAGUCUGGCUCACCCUAUCUCUGGCCUGCGGGGGAGGGUACAUGGGCCAGUGAGCGGCUGCGGAAGGUGCUGCAGCAGGAGGCCCAGAUCUACCUAAAGACAAAGCUCAAUAUUAUGUCCUAUCGGCAUGCAGCGAUCGCCAUUUCACGCGUCCACCUGAAAGGUAGUAGAUUUAAACGAGACUACGGGACGGAUGACGCGCCGUUUGAUCAACAGGAAGCCCCAGGACAUAUCGAGGCACGGCGGCGGCAGUAUCGGGCAGUCAGCCGGGAGUGGCAUAAAUUCCUUGGCUUUGAGGUCUAUCUUGGGCCGCGGAAACGGCGUGCCGAAGAUGAUUUGGAGGGUACCAGACCGAAACAGGCAUGUAUUACUAUUGAGAUGGACGACGAUUAG